Plasmodium fragile is the source of this 828-nucleotide messenger RNA. RefSeq lists its product as uncharacterized. The record is from RefSeq and is a predicted model, not a curated record. Gene Ontology annotation, biological process: negative regulation of transcription by RNA polymerase II; chromatin organization. Lineage: Eukaryota; Apicomplexa; Aconoidasida; Haemosporida; Plasmodiidae. Gene Ontology annotation, cellular component: pericentric heterochromatin. The transcript has a single exon. The coding region runs from base 1 to 828 and encodes 275 amino acids. Gene Ontology annotation, molecular function: chromatin binding.
AUGACUGGAUCAGAUGAAGAAUUUGAAAUAGGAGAUAUCCUUGAAGUAAAAAAAAAGAAAAAUGGGUUCAUUUACCUAGUGAAGUGGAAGGGCUACUCGGACGAUGAGAACACAUGGGAACCAGAAAGUAACUUAGUCCAUUUAACAGCCUUCAAAAAAAAAAUGGAACAUUUGAAGUCUACUUAUUUAAACAAAGUCCAUACAACCCACAACGAUGGUAAUAUGUUAAAAAACCACAUAUCGUCACCAUCCUCGUUGCAAGAAGAAGUUAGCACCACUGAUAUCGUCAAAAACAAGAGUAAGAAUCCACUAAUUUCAAAAAAAAAAAGUAAUAAGAAGAGCGUAACGAACAAAUUGGAAGCAAAAAAAAUGUUAUCUCCACUUUCCGAUACUUCACAAAAAAUGAGUGACGACGAAUAUAACGAAUCAAUUAAACAAGAAACCAUCGAAAAUCCUCACGAUAGCUCUUUGCUAAAUGUAGAAGAUGUGUACAGUGUCCGAAUUAAAAAUAGAAAGAUGGAAUUCUUGGCUAGCUUGAAAAACGCCUCGCCACAAUGGGUAGAAGAGUCCAAUAUACGAAGAACAGGACAUCUAAACAUAAAAGUAAACGAUUUUAAAAAAUACAUACGGAGGAAAAAAACUUCCAAGGAAAGUAGAAUUGUUAUCAAAAAUUUGCACAACGUUGGAGACGAGUUGUACAUUUCGGUUAUACACAAUAUAAAUAAUAAAGAAAUUCACAGCUUGUACCCUUCGAAAGUUAUUGAAUACAUAUACCCACAAGAACUCUUAAAUUUUCUUCUGUCAAGACUUCGAUAUCGAACAGCCUAA